GGGGGUAGUGUUGGGUUGAUGGGUUUGAUCUCUCAGACUGUCUAUAAUGGUGGUUGCCAUGUCCUUGGAGUGAUUCCUACAGCCCUUCUGCCACUUGAGGUAUGAUACCCAUCUCUGGUUUUGAUUCAUCUCUCUUAAUUAUGUCCAUGAUAUUGUGUGUCAGUUCAAUUGUGACAAACUUUAUAUACUAAAUAAGGAGAUAUUUUUUGUUGUGAUUGCCCUUUUCCACUGACUGAUAUUCUCCCUUACUUUUGCUUAUCAUAGGUCAGUGUUUAUUACAGUAAAUGGCCUGAUUUGGAAAUAAUUGGGUAGAUUAAGUUGGAUUUGAGGGCAUUGAGGUUUAAAAUCUGCUUUAUAAUUAUCCUCAGUUACUGAUACAUUGAACUAGUUAUCCCAAACAGCAUUUCUCACCGUUUCUGGAUUUCAGAUUUGAUCUUACCCUUACCAAAAAACUAUGAAAAAGAAUAGAACUUCAUAAUAGUUGCUUCUUAGUUUCAAAUUAGAACUUGCUAAUGAGGAAUAUGAUUGCAAUUGACUUGUAUUUAUGAGAAGGGAUUAAGCUUGGGAACAUUGUCUUGGUAUGAUUGGGAUUCUGAAGUUAUAUUCCCCUUUGUCUUGGUGUGCUUUGAUAAUUGCUACCUCUUUAUUUUAGUCUGUCAUGAGUUAGUAGCUCUUUGUCCAAUUUUUAAAUUUUUGGCAUAAAGAAUCUCUGUCCUUUUCAUUGCUCCAAUAUCAAUCACAAACCCUCUAGAAAAACCACUAUAAGUAGAGAAUGGAGUAUCAUUAUUUUGCUAUGUAUAAGAUAAAUUUUUAUUGAUACUGAGCCAUGAUUUAAUUUGGUAUUCCUUGUUCUUCUUUCUCAACUCUACACUCAUCUGUAGCUUUGCAUUUCCUCCCAUGCACAUACAUGCACAUACCUUUGUUCAAUGCAUGUGCUUAUGCAUAUGUUUUUAUUCAUAUCAAUGUGUGUAUGUAGGCAUGCAUGCAUGCAUGUUCAUAUUGUCUAUAGUACAGACGGAUAUCUAUGUUUGCAGAUGUGUGUGUGUGUGUGUGCUUUCUUUGAGUGUGUAUGUGGGUGGGUGUGUGUGUGUGUGUGUGUGUGUGUGUGUGUGUGUGAGAGAGAGAGAGAGAGAGAGAGAGAGAGAGAGAGAGAAAGAGAGAGUAAAUCUUUAUAGAAAUGGAAGUUGGAAUGUACAGAUAUCUGGGCAAACUGUUGGUGAAGUAAAAACUGUUGCCGACAUGCAUGAACGUAAAGCAGAAAUGGCUCGACAGUCUGAUGCCUUUAUUGCUUUACCUGGAGGUUAUGGUACCAUGGAAGAGUUAUUGGAAAUGAUAACCUGGUCACAGCUUGGAAUUCAUAGUAAACCGGUGGGACUGUUAAAUGUCGACGGGUACUAUGACACUUUGCUUGCCUUAUUUGACAAGGGUGUUCAGGAAGGUUUCAUCCAGCCGGCAGCCCGCCAUAUAGUUGUCUCUGCCCCUACUGCGAAAGAAUUGAUCCAAAGAAUGGAGGAAUAUACACCAUUGCAUGAUCAGGUUGCUCCUCAAACAAGCUGGGAGGUUCGAGAAUUGGGUUAUUCUAGGCGCCCGGAUCCUUCAUGACAUCCAGUUAUAGUAGCGUGUAAAACUGAUUGAACGUGAUUCUUUUCUGGUUUACUAUAUAUUUGAUUUAUGUAAACCUGGGCUGGAAAAGGCCCAAAAUAUAUUAUUGUUCAUGGGGCAAAUAUAUGCAAUAAAUCCAAUCCUUGUCUUCCUUGAAAAUUAAA
This is a messenger RNA of Amborella trichopoda, 1766 nucleotides long. The record is from RefSeq and is a predicted model, not a curated record. Lineage: Eukaryota; Viridiplantae; Streptophyta; Magnoliopsida; Amborellales; Amborellaceae.